This is a messenger RNA of Maudiozyma saulgeensis, 1065 nucleotides long. The record is from the annotation of a GenBank genome assembly. Lineage: Eukaryota; Fungi; Ascomycota; Saccharomycetes; Saccharomycetales; Saccharomycetaceae.
AUGUCACAGGCUCCUAUUAUAGAAGAACUGAAUGAUCCUCUCAUUAGCAAUGCCAUUUCUAUAUGGGAGAAGGGGGUGUUUAAGGAGCGCGAUGGCUCAAUGUCAGAUGCCAUCAAAUAUUAUAGAGAAGCAUUAAAAAUGUAUGACCAAGUCGAAAAGGUAUACAAGAAGAAAUUACAUACAGAAUGGUUAUUAUAUCAGAAGCUAGAAAAAUUAAACCUCAAUGAAGACGAUAAAAUGAAUUCGACUGGUGAUUCAACCAACAAUGAAGAUGAGGAUGAAAGUUUGCUCCCAUGUUGGAUCUUUGAAAUGCUUCCUAACGACAUAUUGUUAAGGAUCGUUAGUCACGUUGUAAGAUUAUCUGGUGAAUCGUGGGUCAAUCUAUCCCUCUCGUGUACCAGAUUUAACGACCUUUGUUUUCAUAAUUCCGUACCCUAUAAAACAUUUAAAGAUGUAAUUUACCCAAAGCAAGUCUAUGAUGAUGUACUUCAAACAUUGAACGGUGAAAAUAGCAUAAAGAACCUAGAACAAAUUCUUUGGGAUAAAAAUUAUGAAUUAAUGAUUAAGCAACGACCCUAUAUUAAAUUCGAAGGUGUCUAUAUUAGUGUUGUAAAUUAUCUGAGAUAUGGUUCCAAUGUUGAUGGCUCUUCAUCAUUAAGAAAUCCGGUGCAUAUGAUAACAUACUAUAGAUAUUACAGAUUUUAUGAGGAUGGAAAGGUACUAAGGUUGUUAACAACAGAUGAACCUACAUUUGUAGUAAAAUAUUUUACUAGGGAAAAUCAUAUAAAAUCAAGUCAUUUGUGUUCUUGGAAGUUAUAUUUCGAUGGUGAGACUAAUUAUGUAACAAUAUCCAGAUCUAAUGAUAAAUAUGCAUUUGAAGAAAAACUGAUUAUUAGAAAUCAAGGGCAUAAAAGAUUCCAAAGAUUAAAAUGGAUGGAAUCAACUGUUGAAGAUAAAGAAGGCAACGUUUCGAAUUGUUCUUUAAAAAAUGAAAAACCAUUUUUCUUUUCAAGGGUAAUAUCUUAUGCCCAUGAGGUUGCCGCAAACCCAAUAACAACUAAAUAA